Messenger RNA from Pseudogymnoascus verrucosus, 1471 nucleotides. RefSeq lists its product as uncharacterized. The record is from RefSeq and is a predicted model, not a curated record. Gene Ontology annotation, molecular function: DNA-binding transcription factor activity. The transcript is spliced from 2 exons. The coding region runs from base 97 to 1308 and encodes 403 amino acids. Gene Ontology annotation, biological process: regulation of DNA-templated transcription. NCBI's taxonomy places the organism in Eukaryota, Fungi, Ascomycota, Leotiomycetes, Thelebolales, Thelebolaceae.
ACCGUUAACGUCACCUUGAGGAAAGAUGUGGUGAGCACACAUCUCUACAUCAUUCGCGUGUGCUAGUUCUCUUCCCUUCUGUCCACCCAUCACAGCAUGUCUACAGAAACGCAGUCCAAGAAGCAGAGCUCCGAGCGACGACGUAUGCAGAAUAAGCGGGCCCAGAAAAACUACCGAGAGCGUCAAAAAAGGAAUUUACAGGUCCUCCAAGACAUAGCUGGGUCUGCCUUCCCAAUUAAUCAGGCAAACGAGGAUGGCCGAUAUAUCCAGCCUAGAAUGGGCAUUUUCACCAAUGCUUCGCUAGAGGCAGAGGGUGUUCAUGCGGCCUCCUUGACAGACUCCUGUUCGCGAGCCUUUUCAGAGGCGGGGAGCAGGGAUGGCUCAUUUAGCAGAACAGGGCAGUCACGCGGUAGCUUACUCGAUGCAGAUGAGCAGCCUCAGUCAAUUCUUGUUAGAAGACCGCCUUUAAUCCCCCCUGAAAGUUCUCAAGGGUAUUGCACAAUUAGUCAAUUACUUCAACAAGAGGGUCUAGUUCUCGAUGAGAAGAUGAGGCUUCAAAUAUCAGAGAAGAAGAUAGACCUACGGAGCAUUUUGGAAGCUGGGCUAAAGGCGCUUUCACACGAGACUUUACUAGACGCAGAUUGCUCCUCCUCACAUGGCACAAGAGAAGGGUGCGCUACUAAUAGUACACAACUCCGUACAGACAAAAUAUUACUGUUACAAAACGCCAACCACGGAUACGAGACAUCCCUACCUGAUAUCCGCAGAAAUAACCUCCGAAUCAAGCAAGUCCUAUUUGUUGCCGCUUGCGUAACAAAUGCAUCGUCUCUAGGAAUCCCUCUCGAAGGUUUAAGCUGCGACAGUGCUGAGUCGCAUUUCUUCCGCGACUCCAUCUCAGAAUCAGCCGCUAAGACGGCGUGCCUGAGCGAGUUCCUAGAUUUGAAGACGCACCUACGACCGUGUGCUCCGCAACUGAUGUACAGACACCAUCCAUACAUUGACGUGCUUCCCUUUCCGACCUUCCGAGAGCGUCUCAUCAAACUCGCUUGUGCUGAGGAGCCGAUGAUUGAUGAGGACGAGUUGUGUAAAGAUCUCGAAAACGACGGUCUAGUUUGCUGGGGAUCAAGUCUGGGUGGUGGGAGUACAGCGAUGGGAUCGGGCGCGCCGUGGGAUAUACGGAGCUGGGAAGCGCAGAAUUGGUUUAUGAAGAAGUGGUGGAUCUUGAUUGGUGGUGCGGAAGGGGAAAUCUAUAAACAGACGCAGUGGUGGUGUGAGAUGAGGGGCGAGCGGUCCUGUUAUCCCUGGUAGUAAUGAAGGUGAAGGGUAGCUUUAUGGAUUUUAAUUAGAUACUCACGACCAUUUAUUCUUUGACCCCUAUUUACCCCGCUUUUGGCCGCUGUUUGGCUGAUCGCGCGCAACAUCAACAAGGUAUUCCCGUAUCCGCCGCGACUGUGCUCCAUGUCGCCCUGGG